AGAGGGGCGAUUCUCUCAUUCACAGCCCAGCUCGCCCCUCGACAGCACAGACAAGUGUUGUUCUUCAAAUGGACGUAUCGACCCUUCCUGAAGACAGGCGUAAAGGAUGGUACCUUUCUCUGAUGGCCCCCAACAUAAAAGGACCAGCUUUCGCCUGGUUGGACCCGUCCAGGCUCUACUGCAGCUCCCAGGCUCUUGCAGACUGCGUCAAAGACCUCCUCGGUCCGUUUCACAGUGACACCAUUGACCUGGUUGCUGGGAUAGAUGCAAUGGGAUUCAUUCUUGGCGCGUCCGUUGCCACCAUGCUUGGAAAAGGUUUCCUGGCUAUUCGCAAAGCGGGUCACCUGUGUGUCGCGACCCAAACCCAAAACUACACCGACUACACGGGCCGAGAUAAGACGAUGGAAGUAAGACUGGAUGUACUAAAACCAGGUAUGCAUGUGUUGCUAGUGGACCAGUGGGUAGAAACUGGAGGCACCAUGAAAGCUGCCAUCCAGCUGGUGGAGCAGCUGGGAGCCACAGUCGUAGGUGUGGCAGCUGUGGCCAUCGAGAACACCGAAGGAGGAAGGUGGAUUAAAGACAAUUACAAAUUCUCUCACUGCAUCCCGGAAGAGCUGCAGAGCCAAGUCGAUGGGAAAUAUCUCGACUCCUUCAAAAUCUUUAACAACUGAACAAGUAACCAUGGUUCCUUAAAGUUCAGUGAAGAAGAGAAAUAGUGACGUUUUAUAAAACUUAAGAUGAUGCCUUGUUUUCUAGAAUUACAGUUAAAUCAUUGUUUAACUAACCUUUUAAUCUUUAAUAUGGUUGUAAUAAUUGAAACACGUGAUUUAUGAUGAUUUAUUUUCUUUUUUUUAAUAUCUUUGUAAAAUGUACCAUUAGAAAAAUUUUAAACACAAUAAAAGCUAAAUGCACACUA
Stegastes partitus (bicolor damselfish) is the source of this 916-nucleotide messenger RNA. RefSeq names its product adenine phosphoribosyltransferase 1. The transcript has 5 exons. Bases 69 to 671 code for a protein of 200 amino acids. Gene Ontology annotation, molecular function: adenine phosphoribosyltransferase activity. Lineage: Eukaryota; Metazoa; Chordata; Actinopteri; Pomacentridae. The record is from RefSeq and is a predicted model, not a curated record.